AUGUCGGGAGUGCGCUCUACUCGUGUGGCUAAGCGCCUACGAGCUCAUCGUAUGAAGAGUCGGUCAGUGCUGAGAAUGAUGGCAAUAAUGCAGGACAGGAAUAGUGAGGAGGUGCCGCGCGAAUUCCUUGAAACCGGACGAACUGGUCGGAGGAACGCGAUGCCGGACAUCCUUCACCCUCAGGGCGCCGAGGUGUCGACGGCGGAUCUGCCAUCACGCCUACAGCAGCUGGUCACUACGGAUCCGGACCACCCCCAACCGAGCACGUCGAAAUCUGAUCACGAACCUAACAAGGAGGAUGAGACAUGUAAAAAAGGCAGCUGCAGU
Molecule: messenger RNA, 327 nt
Organism: Iphiclides podalirius (scarce swallowtail)
Lineage: Eukaryota; Metazoa; Arthropoda; Insecta; Lepidoptera; Papilionidae
Source: the annotation of a GenBank genome assembly